This is a messenger RNA of Striga asiatica, 447 nucleotides long. The record is from the annotation of a GenBank genome assembly. NCBI's taxonomy places the organism in Eukaryota, Viridiplantae, Streptophyta, Magnoliopsida, Lamiales, Orobanchaceae.
AUGGAUUCUUCGAAAUGCAUAUACAACGAGUGCAUUUAUGCCCCGACCUUUGACGAAGCUAAAGGUUCCUUUGCUAAGGCAGCCCAGUACUAUGAGCAAGCAUCUUCAUUGACAGGGCAAACAGUUGCCAUCAAGAUGAUUCGUUUUGGGAAGCAGAAGGGAGACCUGAUCCAAGCCUCAAAGCCAAAAAUUGCAGAUAAUCGCUUAACCAGAUUCAAGACUAAAGAACCGACAACCUCGCCCGGGGAUGAAAGAUUGAAACACCAUCUUAUGGCCUCUAAGGAGCUUCACCCUGCUUUGAUAUCUCCAGAGUGUGAGUACAAGGUGCAGAGGCAGGGGCGGACCGAGGCAGAGGCCCAUAGGGGCACGGGCCCCUCUGUUGUGCUCGGACCUCACCAAGGGAUGUCCAAUGCCCCUUGGUCAGAUGCAUUGCUCGUGAACUCUUAA